This is a messenger RNA of Puntigrus tetrazona (Sumatra barb), 1551 nucleotides long. RefSeq names its product family with sequence similarity 183 member A (gene cfap144). The transcript has 5 exons. NCBI's taxonomy places the organism in Eukaryota, Metazoa, Chordata, Actinopteri, Cypriniformes, Cyprinidae. The coding region runs from base 80 to 430 and encodes 116 amino acids. Gene Ontology annotation, cellular component: ciliary base. The record is from RefSeq and is a predicted model, not a curated record.
GAAAACCGACGUGCCGGAAGUGAUUAGGUGAUCGUACCAGCAAACAUUAGCAAUUAAAACAUAUUUGAUAACACAAAAUAUGGCAAACUCUAAAGCAAAAGACCCCGUGGACAUAGUUCACCAGAAUGCCAUUCAUGUCGAGACAAUAAUGAAGGAGCUGAGACACCAGAAGCUUUACACUGAGUUCAACAUCAACCCCUUCAAGAAACUGCACUUUCUAACUGACAAGCCCAUGUCCAACAUCGCCUACAGAAAAGAAGAGGAGGACCCUGCUUUUGUCCAGGCCAUACACAGGGCCCAUCUGGAGCCCACCAAAAAAUACUCUCACCCUCAGACUGAAGCACAGGAGAUAGGAUGGAUGUCAUGCCCUUUAUUUCUAUUUUCACACUCCAUAAUGGAUUCAUUCCCAAAUCGUUUCAGAUCGCAGUGACAGAAGACUAAAUUUUCCACGGCAGAACUCUGAAAUCACUAAAUACAUGGAUGCUGCAUGGAGGCUGAAGGAGCAAACACAAAAUUUGUGAUGACUGUUCAAGUUAUAUGUUUCUGAUUCCAUAUGCACUACGUAAGUCUAUAUAGAUAAGUCUAGUUAUCAUCUGUGGGAACUGCAAACUGGCCAUUUUUUGUUUUCGGACAUGAACACAAAAUGCAGGAGUACAAAUAUAUUUUAGAGAGCACAUACUCACUGAUACAGAUAUGCUAGGUUGGGUUUGCACAGAGGCUGGAGGUCUCAAAAUCCCCUGAGCUGCCCACCUAGACGGUGUUUUUACCGUUUUUCAAAGCAGGUCAUUCGAUUUGAAGACACAGCCGGGGUGUUUAGAAAUUCAAUGGUGUAUCUAGAGAUAUGUUAAAGUGGGUCAAACGGCCACCAUUCAUCACUAUGAACGUGUCUGCUCCUGUCCUGCAGAAUCUCUGCAUAGUAAGCAAAAGAGAUUAGUUCAUAACUAAUCGAUCUUAGAUAAUGCCAUAUUAUACAGAAAUAGGAUUCACACUGAUUGUUUUGCAAAUGUGCCUUUUUCACAAGAAAAAUCAAUAACUGUGACCAUAAUUAACUGGUGGUUUAUUAGGACAUAUUACCUAUAACGUAUCGGCCACUUGGGUCAGGAUUUAUUAUAUUACUUCCCCCAAAAGAAAUGUGCUUUAUAUGAAGAUACAGUAGUAUUUUUGUUGUUUCUUACAGAAAUGCACUGAAAUCGCCUGUACUCAGUUUUCGUAAAAUAAAAUCAGUAAUUAGUUCACACUAAAAUAAAAAUUCUGUCAUAAUUUAUUUACCCUGAUGUUUCAAACCUGCAUCGAGUCUCUUCGUGUGAUCAACUGGUGCUGGUCGCCAUUAACUUUCAUGUUAUUUUUUUCCCCAUGCAAUGGGAGCUAAUGGGUACCAGCAACUGUUUGGUCACCAACAUUAUUCUAAAUAUCUUCUUUUGUGUUCAACAGAAGAUAACAGCUUAAAUAAUGACAGAAUGGUCAUUUUGUGUGGACUAUCAAUUUAAUGUUAUAGAGGAAUGGAAGCAUGUAUCCCUGGACACCAAAAAUGUAAUAAAAACAUAUCAUUUU